Rosa rugosa (rugosa rose) is the source of this 4298-nucleotide messenger RNA. RefSeq names its product protein ASPARTIC PROTEASE IN GUARD CELL 2-like. The record is from RefSeq and is a predicted model, not a curated record. The transcript has 7 exons. Gene Ontology annotation, cellular component: extracellular region. Bases 3010 to 4269 code for a protein of 419 amino acids. Lineage: Eukaryota; Viridiplantae; Streptophyta; Magnoliopsida; Rosales; Rosaceae.
AAUUACUCUCGGUACCCAUUUGCACCCCUAAAAAUCAAACCAACUCCACCACCAGACCAGCGGUGUUCCUUGUUCCAUUUAGCGUUGUUCGCCUCUGCGAUUUCCCAAUUUGGGAAUUCGAGAAGGGGGUGAUUUAGGGAUUGAAUUGUUUGAUGAUCAGAUUCAUUGUUACCUACCAAAAGGGUUUGGCAGACCAUUUUAGUUUUUGGGUUCCAAGACCAAAAGUGAGAGAUUUGAGCUUGAACUGCUGAUCAGGUGAGGAAGGACAUGACAGCUCUUGCACCAUGUAGCAUGAAAAUUAAGGUGGUAGCACCUCCAAAGAGAAAGUACCGUGCUUGGAUGGAAAGGCCUAUAUUGGUGUCACUGAGCACAUUCCAGCAAUGACCAUUCUUUUAUAUUUGAUUUAUCUUGAACUUUUCUUUGAUAUUAUUUAUAUUAACCAUAGAAAUUGUUGGAUGAUGAAUUUGAAUUUUCUAUAAAAGGAUUUAAGAGGAUAGACUCCCAAAAUAGAAAAUGUGUGGAUUCCCUCGUAUGCUCGAGGAAUAAAAUAGAGGCUAAGGGUUUACUAAGUUGGUUGUGACUUGUAAAAGAUCAUAUCAGGAUCAGGUUGUAAGUUGAACAAAUCUGUAGAUACAUUGCAUAUAAAAUGACCAGCUCUUCCAUUUUCAUGAAUUCUUGGAGUGUUUUGUUCAGGUGGUAUGAUUCUAGUAUAAAUUUGACUGUUGGUUUGCUUAAUGUAGAUGUGGAUAUCUAAGCCAGAGUAUGUAGAAUUUGGUCCAUCCAUUUGUCCACGGUAACUUACUGCACAUGUGAUUGGAUUGUUUUUUCCCCCUCUUGGCUUCUGUGGUUCAUUUGUCAUGUGAGAUUUGGUGGAAACUUGUAUGGACCCUAAUGGAUCAGCACUGGAAACACUUAGACCAACAACUUUAUUCAUGGGAGAGGAUAACAGCAACAGGCAAACCUUGGAGCUGAAAUUCUGAGUACAGAAGCACAUUUGCAUUAGGUAGAGUCUUUGCCUUCUUGUCUGUUUAUUAUGGAGCUGGGCAACUAGAUACAAGAUGGUAUGGUGAACAAAAUGCUAGUAGAGGCUGCUGUUGCUGUUCAAGCAGGUGUUUGCAUGGACAUUUUUGCUAUUACAAAUGAGUAUACAGAUCUGGCGUCUUUGAAGUUUCUUAGUGUAGAGCGUGGAUAUCCAUAUACUGAUGUUAGUCAUCUCUUCCAGAGGGCAUGUAAGUAUGCCAUGAAAUACUGUAGAUUUACUUGAACUUUCAGUGUUUGAUGUUGGAUAAAACUCAACUAGGAACCACUAUUAACGUCACAAAUAAUUUAAACUUUGAAGCUCAUCUAGCAUGCACGCAGCACACUCGUCUACAUAUUAUGAAGUUUAAAGGAAAAAACAAUUUAGUUUUACUUCUUACUUUAAGUUCCUUGGAAUAUCUGAAAUUAGUGCAUACUUUGGACUUUGUUUUUGUUUUGUUUUUUUUGUUUUUUUCAGUGCAAGUCUUAUUUCAUUUAUAAAUUACUGUGCAUAGCAAUUAACGAUCAAUAAAUUAUAUGCAAAGUAUAGGAUUUGAAGAGAUAUGAGAGCAUAUCCAUUGGUGUUAGCUAUGGUUACUUCUCAUAUUUAUUGAAGUUUAUAACUUGAAAAUCAUGCAUGUCUCUUGACUUCAUUUUCUUGGUUUGUCGGUUGAUCCACUUCAAAAGGAUUUGAGUGCGCAUUCAAUCCCAUACCACAUCCCACCUCCAGUUGUAGGAAACAUUUACAAAUUGAUCAGUGCUUUCGAUGCAACUUUCUAGAUUCUAGUUCCAAAUCCCAUUAUCCUAUGUUCAAUUCCUUGUCAGUUUUUUUAACUUAAAAGAAAAGAAAAGAAAAAAAAAAUCCUGUUUUGCUACAAUGUCAUACCAUGUCAAAUGAUUUUCUUUUGAUAUUGAUUCUUUUUUCUAGCCCAACUGUAAUCAGUAACUGUGAUUUCGAGUUUGUUAAGUGGAAAAUUUAUAAUUUAAGUUGGAUAGGUAAAUUGGUCGUUAGUGCUUAGUAGCACUAUGUCUUCUUUUCUUUUGGGCUGGUGUGGUUGAUUGAAUCAUCUGUAUGAUGUAAAAGGAAUUCUGCAGAUAUAAGCCAUCUGUUAUUGAACAGGUUAUUUCCUUUGUAUAUUGUCCACCAUUUACCUUCUCUACCCAGUAAAUUCUGAUCUUGCUCAUGGAUAAACUUGUUCACCAGUUCACCCUUUUUUGUUUUUGAUGAAAAAGCAGUUACACCUUAAGAUUGAAUCAUGACUCAUUUUGUAUUGGACUAGUAGACAUUGAUGGUGAAAUCCACAUCAUUUAGAUUUAUGAUCUCAAAAGUUAAAACUCACCUACCUAAGAAGCCAAAAAAUAGAUGAGAUUAAGCCAUUUAGAGAGGACUGAUUCAAUGUGUUAUUAUCAGUCCUUUUCUUCUUCAUCGUUGAGCCACUUAGAUCAUUAUUUAAACAACCUAAAAUUAACCUAGAAAGGUUUGCACACCUUUCUAAUGAUAGUUAUAUUAGGUGGAUUUUGCUUUUUCUUCAUUUUCAUAGUGCAGUCUAACCACAGAUUAAGCAUCUCAUACUUUGAAUCUCAUUUUGUAUUGGAUUACCAUAGUGGAAUCCAGAUCAUUUAGAGCUAUGAUCUCUUCAAAGUUAAAACUCACCUACCUAAGAAGCCAAAAAUAGAUGUUGAGCCAUUUCGAGAGGAUUGAUUCAAUGCGUUGUUAUCAGUCCUUUUCCUGUACAUCUUUGAGCAACUCAGACCAUUAUCUAAACAACCUAGAAUAACAUAGAAGGGUUUGCACACCUUUCUAAUAAUAGUUAUAUUAGGUGGAUUUUGCUCAAUUUUUCUUCUCUGGUUUCUUCUCCAAAUUUCUGCAGUGUAACCACAGAAGAAUACUCCUAGUGUAAGUCAAGAGAACACUUGCCUCUCAACCCCCUCUAUAUAUUCUCCCAAGCCCCAGUUUUCCUUCCAUACAACAAAAACAAGAAAAGAAAUAUUAUGGCCAAGCCCCAGUUCCUCCUCCUCCUUCUCCUCGUACUCCUCCUCAACUGCAACCUAACAUCCCCCUCAGUCUUCAAGAUACACUCAUCUGGUCACCAAAAGCUCUCUACUGAUUCCACCACCAUCCCUCAGCCCCCACCAGCAAAGUUACUCAUUACUCAGUCACGAGACCUAUAUUUCGUAGUUGAAAUCAACAUAGGCAUACCCACCCAGAAUUUCUUCAAUCUGGCCCUUGAUAUAAAAAAUCCAUUCACCUGGGUUGGCACCUCCAAGCCAAACAUCUCGCAUUCGUUCCUGGCCAUGCCAGGAAAGGACCCGCUGUGCCUGCCGCCUCUGUUCGCCUCUGCCACAUCCUGCGCAUAUGACUUCGGUUAUGCUCGUGGGAUUUUUGGGUUUGAUUAUUUCUUGGGCAUAGAAUCUCAGACCAAGGCUCCCUUUGGCUGGGGGAUUUUUACAGACGAACGGGAGGAGGGUGUGCUACGUAGUACUAGAGAUGCAGAUGGCAUCUUAGGGUUGGGAGUAGGGCACCCAGCCAACUUGUUAGAGGGGCUGGGGGCGGCAACUCUUGGCCAAUUCUCUUACUGUUUGCCAAUGAACUUUAUGAUUGAAGAAAGCUUCUUGCAGAUCACUAACAGUACUGACCCGCAACACCACCCUGCGACUUUAAACUUUGGAGAAAAUGCAGCUAUCAGGGGUCAUCGCGCUGUGAAAACCCCCAUUGUGAGGCUGAAGGGGUUGGCGCCCACCAGGGAUUUUUCAUAUUUGAAUCUGACAGGGAUCUAUGUGAACCACCAUAGGCUGCAUAUUAAUACACAAGUCUUUCAUCCCUCCCAGGGAGGAUUCAUUGUGGACACAGCAUCGCCUUACACUUUACUCCCAGAGGAGGCCUACAAGGAAUUGAGACGAGCGAUCCACAAUUUUUUUUCUGAACAGUAUCCUGGUCUGGAGCCAUUGAAGGACCCAAAAUCAGGGUUUGAUAUGUGCUUGCCCACAUCGCCGCUGGUGCUACGAAGGCCUUCAAUCCAGCUCAUGUUUGAAGGUGGAGCCAAGCUCGUGCUAAACCCAGCGACAACUUUCCAUGAGUUUGAGGACCUCAACGAGUUCUGCCUUCUCAUACUACCACGCCCUUCUUUCCAUGAUGGUGGUUCUGCUCCCAGUGUCUUGGGUGUUCUCCAGCAAGUCGGACACAGGUUCCACUUUGACAUUCACGCUUCAAUUCUGGCUUUUGCUCCCGAACUUUGUUACACUGCUGCAUGAGGCUCAGCAGUCUCAAGUAGAUAUUAUGG